CCUGGCCGAGCACUGUGGACAGUUUAGGACCCCUCUUGUAGGACUACUGUGACCAUGUUUAGAAGAGUUGUUUGGAAGUCGCUGGGUUUCUUCGGCUAUGCUAUCCAGUAUGGUUGUAUAGCACACUGUACUUUUGAGUACAUUGGGGAAAUAGUUAUAUGUUCAGGACCCUCUAUGGAACCCACCAUACAGAAUUACGAUGUUUUGAUGUGUGAAAACAUAAGCCGACACCUGUAUUCAAUCCAUAAGGGCGAUGUUAUAAUAGCUAAAAGUCCAAACAAACCAAACAUUAACAUUUGCAAGAGGGUAAUUGGAAUGGAAGGUGAUAAAGUCUGUACCAGCGGCCCGUCAGACCUCCUCAAGAGGCACACGUAUGUUCCAAAAGGCCAUGUCUGGUUAGAAGGUGACAACCUGAAAAACUCCACAGAUUCAAGAAGUUAUGGACCCGUCCCCUAUGCCCUUAUACGAGGGCGAGUUUGUUUUCGGAUAUGGCCUUUUCACUCUCUUGGAACACUUCAGGACAGUCCCAAUGGCCGGCUAUUUAAAGACAAUUGA
Nanorana parkeri is the source of this 555-nucleotide messenger RNA. RefSeq names its product inner mitochondrial membrane peptidase subunit 1 (gene IMMP1L). Lineage: Eukaryota; Metazoa; Chordata; Amphibia; Anura; Dicroglossidae. The record is from RefSeq and is a predicted model, not a curated record. Bases 55 to 555 code for a protein of 166 amino acids. The transcript has 6 exons. Gene Ontology annotation, cellular component: mitochondrial inner membrane peptidase complex; membrane. Gene Ontology annotation, molecular function: serine-type endopeptidase activity.